CUUGGUCGCCAUUGAAAUAGCUCACGCCACCGAUGGCGACAAUACAGGAAGGAAGAUAAGUUGGGAAGCCAACAAUAAACAGAGCGAUGAGGUAUCUAACGAUGUGUUUACAUCCUUGUUGUUAUUUAGCAUUCUGACGGUUGAUGCACAUUUUCAUUAAGAUUAACAGCAAAGUUUGGCGCAAUGUUCGCCAAUAGAACCGCCAGUCCAAACAAUGAGAAGGACAAAAAUGGAUGGCCUCCAUUAUUUAAAGCGAUUGGUUACCCACCAUGGGUUGAAACUCUCGUUCAACAUACUGUGAAUAUUUAUUAUAUCACGCAGCAUGCUCUUCAAAUCCAUUGCCAGCUUGUCUGCCAUCGCCUCCCUCGUGGCAGCUGACAACUUGUUUCCUCCCGGCCAUACUGUCAACCGCAACAGUCUUGCUGGAUUGAACAUUGAUCCCCCGGCCACCGCCAACUUGAUAGGUGCUUACUAUGCCAAGGGUAUCCGAUACCACGAGUGUGUGCCCACGCACCCCGUGCAUCUCAAAUGGUACAAUGUCCAAACCACGGCUACUUUGUACGACCAACCCAACGUUGACAAUGCCAUUGAAGUCGCUACCAUGUCAUUUGCCCCUAUGAACUUGACCAAGACGGAAGUCAAUAGUGAAAGCCGAUACCCUGUGUUCUACAACCUGAAGGACGGAUCCUUUGCUGUGCUUGGCAACCCCAAGAACACCACCCGCAACAUGGGUCACCAUGAUGAAUCGUACAUUGAUGACCAUAUCACGCCUGUCGUUCAUACGUCGGAUUCCGGUGCCUGGAAGGACGUUCAAUGGAUUGUCCGGGCCAACUCCAGUCAAUCUGCUCCUCCUCCCGAAGACCUCUGCACUGAAGCUGGUGCCCUUCUCCUCCGUCCCUAUGAGGCCAUGUACUUGUUCUUCACUGAUUCUGAACCCCACUCUUAUCCUUCUUUGAGAGUGGGCAAAAAAGAAGCUGGCGGCCAAAAACCCACCGGCCAAAAUGAAGCUGCUGCUGACGAACCUGCUGGCAACGCUGAGGUUGAUGCCGACGAGAUGGAGGCUUAGAGUGAAUAUUAGACGUGUGUAAUUGUAGACUU
Molecule: messenger RNA, 1098 nt
Organism: Umbelopsis ramanniana AG
Lineage: Eukaryota; Fungi; Mucoromycota; Umbelopsidomycetes; Umbelopsidales; Umbelopsidaceae
Exons: 1
Coding region: 323-1066 (247 amino acids)
Source: RefSeq, a predicted model, not a curated record